AUGGCAACAACCGCAGCGACGCUCUCUACCCCCGAGGCAUGGCGCUCGGUACAGUCUCUGGUCCUCGAAGCAUGGCUCUCCGCCUUUCAACUUUGGGAUCUUCUCGUCUGCGUGCCGGCCGAAGUCAGGCAUCUCUACUGGCCCGAGCUUGCGCGUUGGGUGCGCAGAGGUCAGCGUCCGUCGCUCGGCAGCAUCUUGUGAGUCCGAGUGGUGCAAAGUGUGGUUCUGCAGACGCUUGCGUUGAUCUGAUGACGCGCAACCGACCCGGCCCAGCCUGCUCAAUACUCGACUCUUGACGCUGCCAAUCAUUGCCAUGAGCGCCUACUCGUUGGGUCAGCCGCACAAAUGCCAAGUCAGCUGGAGCGUCUGGUUCACCCUCACCGGUCUCGCCCAUACCAAUUCUGCCGCCAUUUUUGCCGUCAGGACCAUCGUGAGUUGUGCCUGCCUGCCUACUUGCCUGCCUGCCUUGCGCGGAUGUGUAUGUGUGCGUGCGAGCGCGCGCGCGCGCGCGUUGACCUUCUUCCCCUCCUCCUCCUCCACAGGCCAUUCGCUCGGCAGGACUGGUGCUCAAAACGAUUCUCUGGAUCAGUGUGCUCGCUGUGGCAGGCGCUAAUUUGUGGUGGGCACAGACGCUGCAUCUGGCUCAGGCACCAGCCACUGUGCCGAUCGCGCCAACGUGCAGCGUGCUGCCAGAUCAAGUCUCGCUCGCAUUGUGGCUGCCAGACGCAGUGAUACUCGCAUUCGACACGCUCGUGCUCCUACUCACGCUCCACAAGGCCAUCGAAGUGUUGCGUCCGUACGGACUUUCGCUUCAGGGGCUACAAGACUAUCGCCACUCGAGCUCCCACCUCACAAGAUACUUUUUCGCCUCUGCCAUCGGAUGGUACCUCAUCAGCAUGUGCAUCCUCGUAGCCGAAGUAGCCUGGGCGAAUACGCACCCCAGAACCGACAUUUACCAAGGCUUGUUCAUCCCCUUGUGAGUGGGGCCUGCCAUCGUCUCUGUGAGCAUGUGUUGAGCCUCGCUGGCUCGCUCGCGCUGACCCUUGCCAGCUUGUCAGCCACGUCUGGACUUCCGUCACCAUCGCACCGCGCGUGCUGAGAGAGAUGAAGCUGCGUCAAGCGCAUGAGCAGCACUCGCUCCCUCAACCUUGCGUACAUCCUCCUGUCUGCAAGAGGUGCGGCGGUGGAUCAUCGGAUAACUCUAGCAGCAAUUUGCCAUCACUGUCACCCCGACAGCGCUUCGAACAAGAUGGCGGCCACGCGCCAUGCGCUUCACAUUCCCGUCUCAAGACAGCCGUCACCACCGACUCGACGGCGUCGCUGCCGACCUUACCUCGCGCUGCACCGCCUCGCGCCGGACGACACGCUCGAGACACUUGGGACAGGGACACGACGCUCAGCAUCCUCGAUUUGUACCAAGAUGUGCCAUCGCCAUCACCAGCAUUCGUGCGCAAUGGUAACGCAGUUGCAAUUAAGCUCGAGCGAUAG
Molecule: messenger RNA, 1488 nt
Organism: Ceraceosorus bombacis
Lineage: Eukaryota; Fungi; Basidiomycota; Exobasidiomycetes; Ceraceosorales; Ceraceosoraceae
Source: the annotation of a GenBank genome assembly